GAGAGUGCUGCUCUCAGCAAGUGACAACAGCCAAAAGCAGAGAGCUCUGCCCCUUGCACUGCACAGGAGUCACCUGAGCCUGAGCUGCCUUCUCCAGUCCCUGCUACAAGGCAGAUGUGAUGGGUGAGAUCCAGCACUCAGGGAUGCUGAGCUGCUGGGCUCUGGGUCAGCAGCUUCCCCCUCACACACACCCAGCACAUCCCUCAAGGAGGGCAGGUGCUGUAAUCCCUCACCUGCAGCUUAAGGACAUAAAAAACCCAGAUGAUUCAACAGCAAACUUUGUUCCUGCAAAAGCAAGAAGUCUUGGAGGUGGUGCCUGACAUUUUUGCAGAUUAUUUUUAUGCCAGCCCUGCCCCAAAUUGGCAAGGGGAGGUUGGCCAGGGAAGGGCACUAGCAGCAGGGCAUUGUAUCCAUCCUGUGUCCCCUGCCUGCAAUUCCACAAUUAAAAUGGGGGCAUGACACAAAGACAUGAGCUGCUGCUGUUAACUCAGCUACAUAUGAGCAUUCUACAAGAAAUAUUCAGAUAUCCUUCCUGGGAUGUUCUUGGGCUGGAUUCAUUCUUGUGGUAAUUCCAUAGAAGAAGCCCUCUGACAUCAGCCAAGUGAGCCAGUGUAAAUGAAGGAAGAACCAAGUUAUCCCAAUGCUGGCUCAGGCCAAAGGCAUCGCUCCCAAAACCAACCCAAAGGAGCCAUUUUUGCAUUUUAUAUCACGGUGGCAUCAAAAGUGAAACAUGAGUUCCACUCCUUCAGCUUGGUUUAGCCUCACAUUUUGCAGCUCAGCAAAGAACCCAAAUCAGACAAGAUGGCUUUUUAUUUAACAACUAGGCAGUUUUUUCUCCCCUGCCCUGUAUUUUAUGGGCCCACAAACCCACACAGUCUUCAUGUCUUCCAACAAAACAAACCCCCAAGAGCUGAAUCACAGUGGUGUUUUUAAAGUUACACAGAGCACAGAAGUGCCUUAGCCAGUUACAUCAACUUUACUUCAAUCAAGCAUCUCACUUAUCACGCUCUCCCUUCUACCAAGGUGCUGAUUAACAACUCCCAGGAGACAACCUGCAUCCCCACACGUCCACUCUUUUUCUCCCUUUCCACGUUAUCUCCCAAACCUUGCUGUUAGCACUUCCACUUCUCCCCAGCCUGCUGGAGCAGAACAGAUUGUUUCACUGGAAACAAACUGCUCAGAUCCACGUGGAACUUGCAGAACUGCCUCUGACACCCCUUCUACAAGCAAUCCUUGGAGAAUUCAUGUAUCACUAAAGAAGAGAAGCCCUUGAGAGGGCCAGCCAAUGCUGGGGUAAGUGUGAAGCCCCUUUGGCCGGCGGCCACCAGCUGGAAGCAGUUUCUCUGCUGUGGAUUAAUUUCAUGGAUGCCAGCGGAUAAUAACAACUCUCAGUCACUACCAACUUGGGCUGCUUUGCCGUCUCCCUGCUGUUUUAAAAGAGCUUUCAUUCUUGCCACAGAAUGUUGGGAGCUGAAAUAAGGGGGUGUGAGGGGGGAGAGACAAGCCACAGCUACAGGGAUCGCAUGUACCAGACAGAGCCUGAAGUCCUCCGGCAGUCCGUCCUGCCGGGAGCUUUCUUUGUGCAUGAGCAGCAAAACCUCAUCCAAGGAAAGGAAGCAGGAAUAAUUGCGUGGCCAGACGAGGGGAGAAAGCGACCUGUUUAACUUGCUAACAAAUUUGUGGCAUCUUAAUCAAUCCUCACAGGGAUGGAUUACUGGGGUGUCUGAUCCCAUGGACACGAAAACCGUGUGCGGAAGAAGCACCACUGCCCUUCCCCGAGUUAAACCCGUCCCAAAGAGAAAGGAGGAGCAGAACAGCAGCGGGGAAGGCUGGAGGCAGACCUGGCGAGACCCACUCUGACCCCCUCCAGCACUGCAGGGGAACCUGUCGUUUACAAGAGGAUGUUGAGUUCACAACAAUGAGGAGGUUGGUCCAAAAAUGCUGCAGGGAGAGGUGCUGGGCACGUGUCUGCAGCCAGGACAGGCUGCCUGUUGUCUUCUGCAUUGGUAAGAGAUGGUGAAAUGCUGCUGCAGCAAAGUGAAACGGAGUCACGAGUGACACCAGGGAGGGUGGGAUGGUGAGUCAUGGCCUGAGGAAGAUUCUUUGCAAGGGGACCCAUGAGUCCUGCUGCUCUGUGCCUCAGUGGCCACAUUUGGGGUCUUGCGAAACUUGGGGUGCAGGAUGUAGAGGAGUUCCACCAAGGUGGGUGUCAGGAGCUCUGGCUGCAGAGACACAGCUUCCCCAAAGCCACUCAGGGAUGAGACAGGACUGGGAUGGGUGGGGAGUCCCUCCUGCCCUCCCAAACGUGGACAAACCAGUCUCUCCAGCCACAGACACCACAUUAGAGAGCUGUGGUCGCCCUCGUGUCUACCUGCCGUCCUUUCCCUGCUCCAGGCAGGGAGCUCUGUCUCCUGCAUCCAACCCGAGGUACCUCGUGACCAGGGUCAGCCACUCCACCUGCUCUUGCCUUGGUUUUCCUCCACUUCAAAUGGCAAUAACCCAUCUCCGGGGUGCUCUGAAGCCAAGUUCAUUAGUGCCUGACUUUGUUAAUUGCUUUGAGCAGGGCUGGACAGACAGAGACUCAUUAUGGCAAUUGCCCUGUUAUCUCCUCAGCGCUGGGGAGAGAGGAGGUGAGCAUGCCUGUGAGACUAGAAGCCAGCGCUGGGCUCAGUGAGGCCACAGGGCUCCUGAGCUGGAGGAGAAGUCCUCAACCCCUUCAUAUGCAUGGGGAAUUAAUGGGAAUGUUCUUAAUUUCGUCUUUUUGGUUGGGGCUAAAACAAAGAGGCCCAGGGAAAGUGCUGGAUCUGAAUGGGUGCACAAAGGUAGGGCUCAGUUCCAGCUCUUGAUGCCAAGUAGAGCCUGUGGCAUCUUCAUAAACUACACCAUGGUUGUGGGAUUAAAUCAGUUCGUAUGUGGACUCCAAACUACCUGUGCUAGACAAGAAGUGUGGGGGUGGCCAAAUCCUUGGGUAAUGCAUGGGGAAUUAGCAGCAGGAAAGGCUGGAGGAGAUAGGAGACCACACAUCUGGAACUGCCAUGGAAAAAGGUCUCUCUUCACCUCUCCACAGCUUUCUAGGCUUAAAUCUUGUGCUUUAUGGACAGGCCAUGUGAAAGGAUGGUGCUUCCAGCCACAUUCCCUGCUGCAGUGGGGCAGUUGGGAUUAUCACACCUGGUCUGAGGUUUGGCCAGUAACUCCUGACCUGCUAAAGUCCUGGUUUUACCUGUUUUCCUCUUGGCUGAUACCAGUCCAAGCUUCUGCCCAAAUCAGACCUGGGCUUUCCAGCUACUCAUGCUCCCUAUUUUAGCUACAUGUCUGGAAGAGAAGACCCAGCUAUCUGCUAAAGCCAUCAGCCUGCAAGCACUCGCAGGAACCUGUGUGCUCUCCCUGCUGAUCUUGCUGGUUUUGUCGGGAAAAACAGUCCUGGCUGCAGAGGAUGUCUGGUGCUCACAGGAGGGAAAAAGCAGAUCCAAAACUGUAGCCUCGUGGCCGCCCGGAGAACACUGGAUCCAGUCAGGUCACCCAAUACCGCCUGCCUGCAGCUUCUGAGCGGGGCUCAGACAAAAGAAAACCCAUCCAAACUGUGGGGUUAUGUUUGUUUUCCACGCUCCACCAUUGAAAUUCCAUGUCAAAGAUUUAUAAGUCCCUGGAGGAGAGCAGGGACUGCAGCCGAGAGCCAUCGGUGCUUUGCCAUCUCUGCUGUGUGCUGGAGUGAGCCGGGGCAGCUGCCGGAGGACGCUGGAGGCAUUGUGCUGCCGGACAGGUUUUCAAAUAAUCCCAGGAAAAGAGUUAACUGGAGCCUCUGCCUUAGUCUACAUCCACUGCAAAGCAUGUGGGGCCAAAGUCUUUCCUGACACCCCUGAUUGGAAGCUUGGAAGACUACUACCACUUUCACCACAGCAAGACGUUCAAGCGCUCCACGCUGAGCAGCCGGGGACCGCACAACUUCCUCCGCAUGGACCCCAAGGUGGACUGGCUGCAGCAGCAGGAGGUGAAGAGGAGGGUGAAGAGGCAGGUCCGAGGGGAGCCACAUGCCCUGCCCUUCAAUGACCCAGUGUGGCCCAACAUGUGGUACCUGCACUGCGGUGAUAAAAACAGUCGGUGCAGGUCAGAGAUGAACAUCCUGGCAGCCUGGCAGAGGGGCUACACGGGCAAGAACGUGGUGGUCACCAUCCUGGAUGACGGCAUUGAGAGGAACCACCCCGACCUCCUGCAGAACUAUGAUCCUCUUGCAAGCUAUGAUGUUAAUGGGAAUGACCAUGACCCAACUCCACGCUAUGAUGCCAGCAAUGAGAACAAGCACGGCACUCGCUGCGCGGGGGAGGUGGCGGCGGCGGCGAACAACUCCUACUGCAUCGUGGGCAUCGCCUACAACGCCCGCAUCGGAGGCAUUCGUAUGUUAGAUGGAGAUGUAACAGAUGUUGUUGAAGCGAAGUCGCUUGGCAUCAGACCCGAUUACAUUGACAUUUACAGCGCGAGCUGGGGGCCAGAUGAUGAUGGGAAGACAGUUGAUGGACCUGGUCUAUUGGCCAAACAGGCUUUUGAGCAAGGCAUUAAAAAGGGUCGCAGGGGACUGGGGUCCAUUUUCGUCUGGGCGUCGGGGAACGGCGGCAGAGAGGGUGACUACUGCUCCUGUGAUGGCUACACCAACAGCAUCUACACCAUCUCCAUCAGCAGCACCACCGAGAACGGCUACAAGCCCUGGUACCUGGAGGAAUGUGCCUCCACCCUCGCCACCACCUACAGCAGCGGGGCGUUUUAUGAGAGGAAAAUUGUCACCACGGACCUCCGGCACCGCUGCACCGACGGCCACACCGGCACCUCCGUGUCCGCCCCGAUGGUCGCGGGCAUCAUCGCCUUGGCUUUGGAGGCAAACCCCCUGCUCACCUGGAGGGAUGUGCAGCAUCUGCUGGUCAAAACCUCGCGGCCGGGGCACCUACGAGCGCCCGACUGGAAAACCAAUGGAGCAGGGCAUAAAGUUAGCCAUCUAUAUGGCUUUGGGCUGGUGGAUGCUGAUGCUAUUGUGGUGGAAGCCAAGAAGUGGAGGAUGGUUCCUCCCCAGCACGUCUGCGUGGGAAGCCUGGACAGGGUGCCCAAGUACAUCCGAGCUGACCACGUGCUGAGGGCCAGCACGCUGAGCAGCGCCUGCGCCGAGCAGCGGGAGCAGCACGUGCUGUACCUGGAGCACGUCGUGGUGCGGCUCAGCAUCGCCCACCCGCGCCGGGGGGACCUCCAGAUCAGCCUCAUCUCCCCAGCCGGGACACGGUCACAGCUCCUGGCCAGGAGGGUGUUUGACCACUCCAAUGAAGGCUUCAAGGGCUGGGAGUUCAUGACUGUGCACUGCUGGGGGGAGCGGGCGGCGGGGGAGUGGACCCUGGAGAUCCAUGACACGCCGUCCCAAGUGCGCAACCCCGCCGUGCAAGGGAAGCUGAAGGAGUGGAGCCUCAUCUUCUACGGGACGGGCGAGCACCCCUACACUGCCCUGAGCGGGCCCCAGUCCCGGGGCAGGUCACUGGAAGCGCCAACCUCGGAGAUGGAGCCGUCGAGAGCCGCCUUCCUGCAGAGCCAGGUGGAGGUGGCGGAGGAGGAGGAGGAGUAUUCAGGUCCGUGCCACCCUGAGUGUGGUGACCAGGGCUGUGAUGGCCCCAAUGCUGACCAGUGCUUGAACUGCAUCCACUACAGCCUGGGCAGUGUGAAAACUGGCAGGAUGUGUGUGAGCUCGUGCCCCGCGGGGUUUUUCGGCGACAACGGCGCCCGGCGGUGCCGGCGGUGCCACAAGGGCUGCGAGCGCUGCGUCGGGAGGGGACCCAGCCAGUGCACGGCCUGCAAGAGGAACCUCUACCACCACCCCGAGAUGGGCACCUGCCUGCUGCUCUGUCCUCCUGGGUUCUACGCCGAGGAACGUCAGAAACGCUGUCUGAAAUGUCAUCAAAGCUGUAAAAAAUGUGUCGGCGAAGCAGACAAAUGUACUGCAUGCAAAGAGGGAUUCAGCCUGGCAGGGGAGAGCUGUGUGCCAGAGUGUCAGCCUGCCAUGUACCUGAGCCGGGAGCCCCGGCGGUGCGAGACCUGCCCCGCCAGCACAGGGCCAGGCGAGGAGGACUGCACCCCCUGCACCCCCGAGGGCCCUGCACUCCACUGGCGCUGUGUCCCCACCUGCCGUGAGGGUUUCUACCCCGCCGACAGCCACGGGCUGCCCAACAAAGUCUGCAAGAGGUGUGAUGACCACUGCUCAGCCUGCGAGGGCUCCAGUGGAAACUGCCUCAGGUGUAAGGAAGGUUACAGCCUCCUCGGUGGCUCCUGUGUGACAAAUGAAACCUGUACCAAUGCUGACAAGACUUUCUGUGAGAUGGUGAAAUCAAACAAGCUCUGUGAAAAGAAGCUGUUUGUGCAGUUCUGCUGUCAGACGUGUCUUAUGGCCGGGUAAAGUUCAGCGGCUGCAUCCAUCCAGGACUUCCACUGACUGCCAGCCCAG
Molecule: messenger RNA, 6469 nt
Organism: Passer domesticus (house sparrow)
Lineage: Eukaryota; Metazoa; Chordata; Aves; Passeriformes; Passeridae
Gene: PCSK6
Product: proprotein convertase subtilisin/kexin type 6
Exons: 25
Coding region: 3953-6421 (822 amino acids)
Biological process (GO): peptide hormone processing
Cellular component (GO): cell surface; membrane
Molecular function (GO): serine-type endopeptidase activity
Source: RefSeq, a predicted model, not a curated record